Mercurialis annua (annual mercury) is the source of this 1398-nucleotide messenger RNA. RefSeq lists its product as uncharacterized. NCBI's taxonomy places the organism in Eukaryota, Viridiplantae, Streptophyta, Magnoliopsida, Malpighiales, Euphorbiaceae. Bases 1 to 1212 code for a protein of 403 amino acids. The record is from RefSeq and is a predicted model, not a curated record. The transcript has 7 exons.
AUGCCAGUUUUAAGUAGAGUUUCUUCACCGUCGCAAAUAACAACAAAUAAUGUUGCUGUACUCUCUCAAAAAUCACAUGCUUCAAUUGAGACCAGUAAUUUAACUGAAACAACUCUCAGUUUAGAUCAAGAUCAAAAUUUAUCAGCUGUACCGAAUGAUUCCACUACAAGUAGAUCAACAACUCAUGAUGCUUCUCCAAUAAAAAAGAGAGGUCGUGGUGUAACUACUGGAUUUGAAGUUAAAAAGAGAGCAAAAGAAGGUACUAAAAUAGGUGGAAUUAUUAUAAAAAAAGGAGUGCAUCUGCCAGUUGGUCCAGCGGAAAAAAUCUUUAAGAUGGAGAUUGGUGUUCUUACUCGCAAAUAUGCACCAAAAGGAGUUUUUUAUUGGACUGAUGUGACUGAUGCGGAUAAGCAGCCUAUAUUAGUAAAACUUGCAGGUGAGUUUGAUAUAGACAUUGAAGAUCCUCAUACAAAAAAGGUUAUUGACAAAAUCAUGUCAAGACGCUUUACUAGUUUCAAACAUCGAUGUCAUAUGCAUUAUAAGAAAUUUAAGACUUUUGAUGAAGCAAGUAAACACCCUCUUGACAAUAUCAAAUCUGAAAAUUGGAUCACGUUUUGUAAGCAUUUCGAAGAUGAAAAGUUCAAGGCUCAAAGUGUCGCAAACCGAGGCAACAGAGGCAUGAUGCAGGUUCCACAUACUUCAGCUUCAAAGUCGUAUUGCCAACGCUUGUAUGAAAUGGAAAUGAUGGAACAAGAUCUGGAAGAAAGUAUGGAACAAAAUCAAGAUGAUAUAAAUCGUGAGCCAAUUGAAAUGAAAUUGUAUUUUGAUACACAUCAUAAAAAUGGUAUUUGGAUUCACUUACAAGUUCAAGAAAACUAUGAGCAAAUGAAAGCUAUGUGGGAGAAGGCAAUAUUUGAUGGUGAUGGAAUAACUGGACGCGAGAUCCUUGAAAACGUGCUGAAGCCAAAAUCAGGUUAUAUUCGCGGGCUUGGAUACGGUGUGAAGCCGAAAAAAUUAAGAGAAGUCGAACUUGAAGCUCUUUUACAAGCUGAAAAGACUGAAUCUCAAGCAAGAAACAAUGAGCUAACAAAGCAAAUAGAAAGCCAACAAACGGUAAUUAAUCGUUUACAAGAGUCUUUUGAUGAAUUAAUGUUUAGAAUGGACGAGUUAAAACAUCAACAAGAAGGGGGCAACAAUUCAUCACCUGAAUAGAAAGAUUGGAAUUGAAAAGCAAGCUUUGGAUGGAUAUUGGUGGUUUGCAUCUCAACAAAAUUUUAUUAUCUUUUAUAUUAUGCUUAUAAAACUAGAUUUAUAUAUUUUUAGGAAUGAUCCUUCGUGUUUUUUAUCGAAGCAUUGGACGAAUAUUGUUGUUUUAUUAAGUAUUUUAUGGUUUUUUGU